AUGAGUGGGGCAUGUGGUGCACCAGUGGAGGGACCUUUACCAAUCUGUCAUUACAAUGAGGACUGCCCCCCACACAAAAUUUGUGACCGACUCAAUCGUGUGUGUAUCAACCCAUGCUCAACGGAUCCCUGUGGUCAGAAUGCACAUUGUUUGACAGUGAAUCAUGCCAUUGAUUGCCAGUGCCUUGAUGGAUACUCAGGAGACCCGCAUGUGGAGUGUUUAAAAGGAUGCCAUAGUGAUGAUGACUGCCUUACCACUGAAGCUUGCAUCGAAGGCAGGUGUCAGAGUCCAUGCAAUUGUGGAUUGAAUGCUCAGUGUGAAGUAUUAUAUCACAAAGCACUAUGCAAAUGCUUGCCAGGUUACAAUGGAAAUGCAACUUCAGAAUGCCAUGCACCAAGCAAUCCUUGUGAUCCAAAUCCAUGUGGCACAAAUGCAAUGUGUGAAAUUGACAAUGGAAACCCAAUAUGCUUCUGUCCAAAGGGAUUGACAGGAAAUCCAUUCAGGAAAUGCAUUCCUGAAGGAGAGAAAUGUGAACCAAAUCCAUGUGGCCCAAAUUCAGGUUGUCACAUUGUGAAUGGCUCACCACUCUGCUUCUGUCUCCCAGAAUAUGAAGGCAAUCCUCCAUCAGAAUCAUGUCAUCUACCGUCUAAUCCUUGUGAUCCAUCUCCUUGUGGUCCAAACACACAGUGUGCCAUUUUGAGCAAUGGAUUUGCCAAAUGUACAUGCCUACCAGGCUUUUUGGAGAGCCCUAACACCAUCAGAGGCUGUGUGAGAAAGCACAAUCCUUGUCAACCAAACCCUUGUGGUUCUGGAGCUAUCUGUGAUCCAAACAAGGAACCACAGUGUUCCUGCCCUGAAUCUAGUUUUGGGAAUCCUUACCAAAGUUGUCAUGUACCUGUGAUAUCUCUGUGUCAACCUGGGCCGUGUGGCAGUAAUGCUGACUGUUACAUCACUGGGAAUCAAGAAUCUUGCUAUUGUAAAUCAGGCUACAAAGGUGAUCCAUACUCAGGUUGUAUCUCAGAACCUCCCAGUCCUUGUCUGGCUAACCCAUGUGGGCCCAAUGCCAUCUGUACAGCUUCACCACAGGGUUAUCCCAUGUGUGUCUGCCCUGAUGGAAUUUCUGGUGAUCCCACUGGCCCUACAGGCUGUGGAAGACCUGAAUGCAGAACAGAUGAUAACUGCACAAAUAAACUUGCCUGUAUUGCAUACAGUUGUCGUGACCCAUGCCCUGGAUCUUGUGGCAUAGGAGCCUCAUGCCGUGUGGAGAAACACCAUCCAGUAUGCACAUGCAAUCAUGGUCUAACUGGAAAUCCUCUGAUAAGGUGCUCACCACUUCAAGUUCCACCUCCAAGUGGUCCAUGCCACCCAAGCCCAUGUGCUGUCAAUGCCUACUGUCAAGUGCUGGGGGGACGAGCAGUGUGUACAUGUAUGGAAGGUUUUGAAGGUGACCCUUCAGUCAACUGUCAUCCUGAAUGCGUGAUCAACACAGAUUGUCCUUUAGACAAGGCUUGCCUAGACAGAAAGUGCAUAGAUCCAUGUGCUUUGGGUGCUGUUUGUGGUAUAAGAGCCAUAUGUCUGGUUAGAGAUCAUACUGCAACUUGUGCCUGUUCAGAUGAACAUACAGGAGAUGCUUUCAUCCAGUGCAUACCGAGACGUAAGUAA
Zootermopsis nevadensis is the source of this 1662-nucleotide messenger RNA. The record is from RefSeq and is a predicted model, not a curated record. NCBI's taxonomy places the organism in Eukaryota, Metazoa, Arthropoda, Insecta, Blattodea, Termopsidae.